AUCCUGGGUGAUCGCUUGUGCGACAGCUUUUCUUUCCGAGGGUGAAAAAAAAUUAAAGUGCCACCAUGGGGGAUGGAGAAAUGGAGUGCUUUGGCCCUGCGGCCAUCUUCCUCCGCAAGCCAGAGAAAGAGCGUAUUGAGGCCCAAAGCAAGCCCUUUGACGCCAAAACAGCUUUCUUUUGUGUUGACAAAGAAGAGGAUUAUGUGAAAGCUUUUCUGGAGAGCAAAGAUGGUGGCAAGGCCACACUCAAAACUCUUGAGAAAGGGAAAACAGUAACAGUGAAAGACACCGAAAUCUUCCCCAUGAAUCCUCCAAAGUAUGACAAAAUUGAGGACAUGGCUAUGAUGACCCACCUUCACGAGCCUGCUGUGCUUUACAACCUCAAGGAGCGUUAUGCAGCAUGGAUGAUCUAUACCUACUCUGGACUGUUCUGUGUCACCGUGAACCCCUACAAAUGGCUCCCAGUGUACGACGAAAUUGUUGUUAAUGGAUAUAGAGGCAAGAAGAGGAUUGAGGCUCCACCCCACAUCUUCUCCAUCUCUGAUAACGCCUAUCAGUUCAUGCUCCAAGAUCGUGAAAACCAGUCUGUUUUGAUCACUGGAGAGUCUGGUGCCGGAAAGACUGUCAACACUAAGCGUGUCAUCCAGUACUUCGCUACAGUUGCUGUCUCUGGACAGAAGAAGGCAGAACCAGUCCCCGGAAAAAUACAGGGAUCACUGGAGGACCAGAUCAUUGCAGCCAACCCUCUACUUGAAGCCUAUGGUAAUGCCAAGACUGUGAGGAAUGACAACUCUUCCCGUUUCGGUAAAUUCAUCAGAAUUCAUUUUGGUCAAACUGGCAAGCUGGCUUCUGCUGAUAUUGAGACUUAUCUGCUUGAGAAGUCAAGAGUGACAUUCCAGUUGUCUGCUGAGAGGAGCUACCAUAUCUUCUACCAACUUAUGACUGGACACAAGCCCGAACUGAUUGAGGGUCUGCUUAUCACCACCAACCCCUAUGACUUCCCUAUGAUCAGCCAAGGUGAAAUCACUGUCAAGAGCAUUGAUGACGUAGAGGAGUUCGUCGCUACUGAUGACGCCAUUGACAUCCUGGGUUUCAAUGCUGAUGAGAAACUCAGCAUCUACAAGCUCACUGGGGCUGUGAUGCAUCAUGGCACCAUGAAGUUCAAGCAGAAGCAGAGAGAGGAGCAGGCUGAGCCUGAUGGCACUGAGGUGGCUGAUAAAAUUGCCUUCCUCUUGGGCCUGAACUCUGCUGACAUGCUGAAGUCUCUGUGUUACCCUAAAGUGAAGGUCGGAAAUGAGAUUGUGACCAAAGGUCAAACUGUACCACAGGUCAACAAUGCCGUCUCAGCUCUUUGCAAGUCAAUCUAUGAGAAGAUGUUCUUGUGGAUGGUCAUCCGUAUCAAUGAGAUGUUGGACACUAAACAGCCAAGGCAGUUCUUCAUUGGUGUGCUGGACAUUGCUGGAUUUGAGAUCUUUGAUUACAACAGCUUGGAGCAGCUGUGCAUCAACUUCACCAAUGAGAAACUGCAACAAUUCUUCAACCACACCAUGUUUGUGCUUGAGCAAGAGGAGUACAAGAAAGAGGGAAUUGAAUGGGAGUUCAUUGACUUCGGUAUGGAUUUGGCACAGUGUAUUGAGCUUAUUGAGAAGCCAUUGGGCAUAUUCUCAAUCCUUGAAGAGGAGUGCAUGUUCCCCAAAGCCUCAGACACUACCUUCAAGAACAAGCUUUAUGACCAGCAUCUUGGUAAAAGCAAAUGCUUUGAGAAACCCAAGCCAGUCAAGGGAAAACCAGAGGCUCACUUCUCCCUGGUGCACUAUGCUGGCACUGUGGACUACAACAUCACUGGCUGGCUGGACAAGAACAAGGACCCUCUGAAUGACACUGUGGUGCAGCUGUACCAGAAGUCAUCAGUGAAACUGCUGGCCCUGUUGUAUUAUGCUCCUCCUGAGGAUGCUGCUGCUGCUGGCAAGAGGGGUGGAAAGAAAAAGAAGGGUGGUUCCUUCCAGACUGUGUCUUGUCUCUUCAGGGAGAAUUUGGGCAAGCUGAUGACCAAUCUGAGGAGCACCCAUCCUCACUUUGUGCGCUGCUUGAUUCCUAAUGAGUCAAAGACUCCUGGUCUGAUGGAGAACUACCUGGUGCUUCACCAGCUGAGAUGCAAUGGUGUACUGGAGGGUAUCAGAAUCUGCAGAAAGGGCUUCCCCAGCAGAAUUCUUUAUGCUGAUUUCAAACAGAGAUACAAGGUCUUGAAUGCCAGCGUCAUCCCAGAUGGUCAGUUCAUUGACAACAAGAAGGCUUCAGAGAAACUCUUGGGCUCCAUCAAUGUGGACCACACUCAGUACAUGUUUGGGAGCACUAAGGUGUUUUUCAAAGCUGGUCUGCUGGGUCAGCUUGAGGAGAUGCGAGAUGAAAAGCUGGUAGCUCUGGUGACCAUGACUCAGGCUAUCUGCAAGGGCUACGUCAUGAGGAAGGAGUUUGUGAAGAUGAUGGAGAGGAGAGAAGCUAUCUACACUGUCCAGUACAAUAUCCGUUCAUUCGUGAAUGUGAAACACUGGCCAUGGAUGAAGUUGUAUUUCAAAGUCAAGCCUCUUCUGCAAAGUGCGGAAACUGAGAAAGAACUGAAGGAAAUGAAGGAGAACUAUGACAAAAUGAAGAGUGACCUGGAGACCGCCCUUGCAAAGAAGAAGGAGCUUGAGCAGAAGAUGGUUUCCUUGGUCCAAGAAAAGAAUGACUUGCAGUUAGCAGUAUCAGCUGAAUCUGAGAGUCUCACAGACGCUGAGGAGAGAUGUGAGGGACUUAUUAAGAGUAAAAUCCAGAUGGAGACCAAACUCAAAGAGGUAACCGAGAGGCUGGAGGAAGAAGAAGAGCUCAAUGCUGAGCUCACUGGUAGGAGGAGGAAACUUGAGGAUGAGCUCGCAGAGGUGAAGAAAGACAUGGACGACAUGGGGCUUAACAUGGCCAAACUGGAGAAGGAGAAGCAUGCCAUAGAAAACAAGGUUAAAAACCUUAACGAGGAGAUGGCCAAUCAGCUGGAGGAUAAUGCUAAGAUGGAUAAAGAGAAGAAAGCCCUCCAAGAUGCACACCAGCAGACUCUCGAUGACCUCCAAGCAGAAGAGGACAAAGUCAACAGUCUGACAAAAUCAAAGACCAAACUUGAACAGCAAGUGGAGGAUCUGGAAGGUUCACUGGAGCAAGAGAAGAAGUUCCGCAUGGAUCUUGAAAGAGCCAAGAGGAAGUUUGAGGGUGACCUGAAACUGGCUCUGGAAUCCAUGAUGGAUCUGGAGAAUGACAAGCACCAGCUUGAAGAAAAACUUAAAAAGAGGGACUUGGAGAUGGGUAAUAAUCUUAGUAAGAUUGAAGAUGAGCAGUCAACUGGAGCUCAACUUCAAAAGAAGAUCAAAGAACUUAUGGCCCGUAUUGAGGAACUUGAAGAGGAAAUUGGAGCUGAGCAUGCUGCUCGGGCUAAGACUGAGAAGCAGAGAAUAGAUCUGGCCAGGGAACUUGAGGAGAUCAGCGAGAGGCUUGAGGAGGCUGGUGGGGCCACUGCUGCUCAGAUUGAGAUGAACAAGAAGCGUGAUGCUGAGUUCCAGAAACUGCGUCAUGAUCUUGAGGAGUCCACAGUACAUCAUGAAGCUACUACUGCUGCUCUUCGCAAAAAGCAAGCCGACAAUAUGGCUGAAGUGGCAGAGCAAAUCGAGAACCUUCAGAAGCAGAAAGCAAAGCUGGAGAAGGAGAAGGCUGAAUACAAGUUGGAGAUCGAUGACCUCUCCAGUAACUUGGAGGGUGUUUCUAAAGCAAAGACUAAUUUUGAGAAGCACUGCCGUGCCCUGGAGGAGAUGAUGAUUGAGAUUAAGUCCAAGAAUGAGGAACACGUUCAUGAGGUGACUGAAUUAUCUACCCAGAGAGCAAGACUUCAAAGUGAAAAUACUGAGAUGAGCCACCAACUGGAGGAAAAAGAAGCUCUUGUCUCUCAACUGUCCAGAACCAAGCAAGCUUCCACUCAGCAGAUUGAUGAGCUGAAGAGACUGCUGGACGAGGAAGUGAAGGCCAAGAAUGCCCUGGCUCAUAGUAUCCAAUCAGCUCGUCAUGACUGUGACCUGCUCAGAGAGCAGUUUGAGGAGGAGCAGGAGGCCAAGGGUGAGCUGCAGCGUGGAAUGUCCAAGGCCAACAGUGAGGUGGCUACCUGGAGGGCCAAAUAUGAGACUGACGCUGUCCAACGCACCGAGGAGCUGGAGGAGGCCAAGAAAAAGCUUGCCCAGCGCCUGCAAGAUGCUGAGGAGGUUAUUGAGUCUUUGAACUCCAAGUGUGCCUCUCUGGAGAAAACCAAGCAGAGACUCCAGGGUGAAGUAGAGGACCUCAUGGUUGAUGUGGAGAAGGCAAAUGCACUGGCUUCCAAUCUUGAUAAGAAGCAGAGGAACUUUGACAAAGUCCUGGCAGAAUGGAAGCAAAAGUAUGAAGAGGGCCAGACUGAACUUGAUGGAGUUCAGAAAGAUGGUCGCUCUCUCAACACUGAGCUCUUCAAGAUGAAGAACUCCUAUGAGGAGUCUCUGGAUCAGCUGGAGACCUUGAAGAGGGAGAAUAAGAACUUGCAACAGGAGAUCUCUGACAUGACUGAACAACUUGGUGAGUCUGGCAAGACCAUUCAUGAGCUGGAGAAGACUAAGAAGACCCUCGAGACUGAGAAGGCUGAAAUCCAGACUGCUUUAGAAGAGGCUGAGGGCACCCUUGAGCAUGAGGAGUCCAAGAUUCUUCGUGUUCAACUUGAGCUCAACCAGGUCAAGAGUGAGAUUGACAGGAAGCUGACUGAGAAGGCUGAAGAAGCAGAACAGGUCAAGAGAAACAACCAGAGGGUGAUUGACUCCAUGCAGAGCAAUCUGGACUCUGAGGUCAGAGCCAGAAAUGAUGCCCUGAGAAUCAAGAAGAAGAUGGAGGGAGACCUCAAUGAGAUGGAAAUUCAACUUGGCCAUGCCAACCGACAGGCUGCUGAGGCUCAGAAAGGACUUAGGACUGUUCAAGGACAGCUCAAGGAUGCCAACGUUCACCUGGAGGAAGCUAUCAGAGCACAAGAAGAUAUGAAGGAGCAGGUUGCCAUGGUGGAGCGCAGGAAUGGCCUUAUGCAAGCUGAGAUCGAGGAGCUGAGAGGUGCUCUGGAGCAGACUGAGAGAGCUCGCAAGGUGGCAGAGCAAGAGUUGGUGGAUGCCAGUGAGCGUGUGGGACUACUGCAUUCACAGAACACCAAUCUGGUCAACACCAAAAAGAAGCUGGAAAGUGACCUUGUUGCAGUUCAGGGAGAAGUUGAUGAAACCAUCCAGAUGGCCAGAGCUGCCGAUGAGAAGGCCAAGAAGGCUGCCGGUGAUGCUUCCACAAUGUCUGACGAACUGAAGAAGGAGCAGGACACCAAUGCUCACCUGGAGAGGCUGAAGAAAAAUUUGGAGACCAGUGUUAAAGAUCUGCAGCACCGCCUGGAUGAAGCGGAGAACACAGCCCUCCAGGGUGGAAAGAAAGCACUCCAGAAAUUGGAGACAAGGGUGCGUGAGUUGGAGUCUGAGGUUGAGGCUGAACAAAAACGUGGAGCUGAGGCCGUGAAAGGAGUCCGCAAAUACGAGAGGAAGGUCAAGGAGCUCACGUACCAGACUGAGGAAGACAAGAAGAACGUCGACAGGCUUCAGGAAAUGGUGGAGAAACUGACCGUGAAAAACAAGGCUUACAAGAAACAGGCUGAGGAUGCUGAGGAGGCGGCCAACAUUCACGUGGGCAAGUUGAGGAAGCUGCAGCAUGAGCUUGAGGAGGCUGCAGAGCGUGCUGACAUUGCUGAGUCCCAGGUUGCCAAGAUGAGGGCCAAGACCCGUGAGGGAAAGGAGGAGUAAAGAGUGAACUUACAACAGGGAUGGGCAACUUUCAUAAUAAGGAGGGCCACAUUUUCCCAUCACCACUAUCGGAGGGCCACAUGACCACGGAUCUGAUAGCGACUCGCAGAGUGCGAGGUGCAGUUGGACGGUCACUGCACGGGCGCUGCCAGAGAUGUUGUGCCCCAUGAAAGAUUUGAAUUUUGGGCCCCCUUAAGGACCCCUGUCAGUGCUGUCAGUGCUUGGGCCCUUAGAAUCUGUAACACCUUUCCCGCCCUAGCGGCACCCAUGGGUAUUGUUUGGAAGGAAUAGGAGAGUUCUUCAUCAGCCAACAGAUAAUUACAUACAGUAAUUACAACAAACUGAUUCACUAGUGGUUUAUUUUCAGUUAUGUUUUAUCUACGGGCCGCACUGAGUGAGGUGGCGGGCCGCGUGUGGCCCCCGGGCCUCCAGUUGCUCAUCCCUGACUUACAACAACCAGACAACAACAAGACGUCAUGUAAUGUGAUCUCUUAAUAAAUCCAUUUAUGGUCUUAAACUACACGCUCACCUCCUUUUGUUCGAUAAAGCCACUUUUGUUUUUCUGUCUUUUUCUUUAUCUUCCUACCUUUCUCACAUAACGGAUAGAGUGAUGUUACAACAAUUUCAAAUUUGAAGCCUGUCCGAACAGACCUUAGAGAUAGACCAAAUUUAUUUCCACUUUAUUAACCCCUUAAGACACGGCUUUAUACAUUUGUUGUUACCAGUAUGGCAAUGACCAAGUCGUAGUGCAUUACUAAAGGGCCUGUGUUGUGUACUAGUAUUAUAGUGCUAUGGUAGUAAAAUUUCAAUGACUAUUACAGCGUGCCACUGGAGGUACGGCGUGCAUUAAGGGGCUACACGGUGUGGAUAUUUACUUGAUUAUGUGUGCUAUAGUUUGCUAUGCUGUGUUUCCUCAAUUAUCUUUUUUUACACUUGUGUCCAGAAAUUGUUCAUGGCUUUUAUUAUGUUCACGUGCCUACGUUGCUGUUAUCAUUUGGUCAUUUAAUGACACUUUUUUCUGUGUAGAAGGGUAGUUCCCGACUAAGGCAAAAUGAAUGUCCCUCGGGUCCAUAGAGAUGGGUGGUAGUACUUCAUUUCUUGCAUGGUAUUGCAGUGAGAUCGGCAAUCCCCUAUGGAUUGUGAUGGUUACCUGAAUAUGGUAAUAUCCCUUUCGAAUUUUACCAUUUACUUUUGAAUAUAGUUACCAUGAACUUAAUAUGGUUAUUGUUGUCUGUACAUUAUUACUAUCUCUCAUGCGUAUGUAAAAAUCAAUAAGAAUGUCCAAAUAAACUACAAAAAAAACAAUGAACAA
Molecule: messenger RNA, 7176 nt
Organism: Engraulis encrasicolus (European anchovy)
Lineage: Eukaryota; Metazoa; Chordata; Actinopteri; Clupeiformes; Engraulidae
Product: myosin heavy chain, fast skeletal muscle-like
Exons: 40
Coding region: 66-5864 (1932 amino acids)
Biological process (GO): muscle contraction
Cellular component (GO): cytoplasm; myosin filament; myosin II complex
Molecular function (GO): actin filament binding; microfilament motor activity; ATP binding
Source: RefSeq, a predicted model, not a curated record